Messenger RNA from Helianthus annuus (common sunflower), 1007 nucleotides. RefSeq names its product probable BOI-related E3 ubiquitin-protein ligase 3. Bases 139 to 939 code for a protein of 266 amino acids. Gene Ontology annotation, molecular function: ubiquitin-protein transferase activity. NCBI's taxonomy places the organism in Eukaryota, Viridiplantae, Streptophyta, Magnoliopsida, Asterales, Asteraceae. The transcript is spliced from 2 exons. The record is from RefSeq and is a predicted model, not a curated record.
CCUCCCUUUGUUUUUUGUUGAUAACUAGAGGCCACCCUACACCAAACCAAAAACACCAUCACAUUACAAAAGGAAAACGAAUAUCUCUUUCUCUAUACAAACACAUCAACUUCUUCUUUUUCAACCGGUGGUUUCCGAAUGGCGAUUCAAGCUCGAUUGUAUUCGGAUAAUCUUGCGUUCCCAUUCGUCAAUGACGAUGGUGGUGGUGAUGCAAAUCUGUCACAAAGUUUGAUAGAAAACGCGUGUUGUUUCAAUGAUCUUUAUCUUUACAAUCUCCACCAACAACAACAAUAUCAACAAUCACAACCACCUUCUGGAAACCAAGAUUCAUGUUUUGACAACGGGUUUAACAAACCGAUAUCGUUACAAUAUUCUUCAUCCGUGAUGGCGAAUAUUCAAAAACAAAAUCAAGAAAUUGAAGGGAUGAUUAGUUUACAGAAUGAAAGAUUGAGGUUAGCUUUACAAGCACACAAGAAGCAACAACUUUUAACAAUCUUGAAAAACUAUGAAUUAAAAUCCAAACUAUUACUAAGACAAAAAGAUGAAGAGAUCAAACGAGCAACAAACCGAAGAAUCGAGCUAGAAGAGUUCUUAAGAAGAACCGAUAUCGAGCGACAAAAGUGGCAGACAGUGGCCAACGAAACCGAAGCAAUGGUGAUUAAUUUAAACAACGCAAUUGAACAAAUGGUGAGUGAUCAAAACAUGAAGAAAGAUGCUGAAGAUGAAGGGUCUUGUUGCUAUGAAAAUAAUAAUAGUGAAAACAUGAAGACAAACAAGACAAUGAAGAUUUGCAAAAGUUGUUUUAAUGAGGAUUCAUGUGUAGUGAUGCUUCCUUGCAGACAUCUGUGUUCAUGUGAAUCAUGCAAUGUUUUUCUUCACUCAUGUCCAGUCUGCAAAAUGGUAAAGAAAGCUAGCAUACAAGUUUCUCUUUUUGAUUAGUUUGUAAAUUAAAUUAUUUAUUAUUUAUUAUAAUUUUAAUUUUUUAUUUGAUUAUAUUUUUGGGAAAA